Molecule: messenger RNA, 1347 nt
Organism: Parnassius apollo (apollo)
Lineage: Eukaryota; Metazoa; Arthropoda; Insecta; Lepidoptera; Papilionidae
Source: the annotation of a GenBank genome assembly
AUGGGACACCCAACUUGUCAUUUUGAGGGACAUCUCAACUCACCAAUAACAGACGAUGAAGUCAGAUUCAUACUUAAUCACGACAAAUUCUUUUGUUUACGACACAAAAGACUCAAGGACUUUUUCAAUUCUCAAUUUAAAAGCCUAGUUCCUUAUUUUGAGUAUGACGGCUGCUAUUGGUCUCUGAUGGAAGAAGUCAUCUCAACAUGUAAAUUUAAAGUUCCCCAAGAAGAGCCGGAUUAUAGUUUGAGGAUUAUAUACGAGGCAUCGAUUUGGAACACAAGAAUACAUCAUGAAAGCUAUUACGGAACCGAGAUGGAUGUAUCAGAAGAACUGGACAACUUCGGAGCUAUUCUCCAGGAAAGUACAGUCCAAGACUUGUACAGAGUCAAGACACGAGUGGAACAUAUUAAGAGUCUCCUAACCAAUGUAGAACACACUCUAGGAGAGUUUCACAUUCUAUCCGACAAUCUGAUAGUUGAGAAAGAACUAACAAUUCUUACCAAGAAUGGGAAGAGUUAUCUUUACCCUACAACGUUACUUAUGUGUGUACUAGACAAUCUCCAAACCAGAUUCUAUGUUAGACUCCAUAUUGCUAUGAAAGAAAAGAUUGAAAACAUUCCCGGCCUAAUAAACCACUAUAACAAACUCCACAAGGUAAUCAUUAGACUUAGAGGUAAAUACAAAAAUAGUUUCUUUGAAAUCAUGAAGAACUGGGAUGCUUAUUGCAUUGGUGUAAUUGUUGCGGACGAAAUGGAAGAUUUAGGAUUUCGCAACCUCCGAGACUCUAUUGAAGAGGAAUUGUUACAUAAGUUCAGUAAAUAUGAUGUAAGAGAGAUAUUAGAUCUCAUGACAUGCAUGGGAGUAUCGAACCAACGAGACACUUAUGGGCCCUUAGCCUUGUACUUCUCCAAUUUGAGUAAGAACUAUGGACAUCCAGUGCUCCACCCUUUAGAAGGGAUUGAAAAACUAAGAUCUAAUUCCAAAAAAGAGAUUGAUGUAGAUGAUCUAAUAGCAAAAAAGGUCCUUUGGAUGUUCAGGAAAACUUACUUUACCAAUUUUUUCAGGAAAAAGGGCCACUAUCCUAAUCAUAAAGUAAUAGGGGAGUUAAACCCAAUUUUAGCAGAAUGUCUCAAGGAUGAAAGAGUAUUAACAAAUAAUGAAUCUAAGUCAGUACCAUUAUCAGCUUGGGAGAGUCUCAAGCUCGAAAAAAAUCACGACAUGAAUUCAGAAAUUGAUGAAAAGGAACUUCUGAAAGACACAGCGUGUUCGCCUCCACGGGAAACAAGUCUUGUCUGGAUCACAUUUUCACUAAUUCUACAAAACCAGCAAUCGUAUAGUCUGUGA